Aspergillus calidoustus is the source of this 2217-nucleotide messenger RNA. NCBI's taxonomy places the organism in Eukaryota, Fungi, Ascomycota, Eurotiomycetes, Eurotiales, Aspergillaceae. The record is from the annotation of a GenBank genome assembly.
AUGUGGACGGGCCAUCAGCAGCCAGGUAGCGGUGGCAGCAGCAGCAGCCCCAUUGCAUGGCCGUUGACCAGCGCGGACGACCAGCUGGUGGAUAUCCAUGCAGGGGAUGCGCCCAUCAUAGGAUCGCCAUCAGCAUCGCCACCAGGAUCAGGAUCAGGAUCAGGAUCAGGGUCAGGGUUAGGUGGGAAGCUGUUCCACGACCACGUCCAGCAGAUGGUGCGUAGCUUCAUGAUCCGCGGCACGCAUGGCCCCAUGCAGACGUUGCUGGAUUGGCGCACGUACGGGAUGAAGGUGGAUUUCAACACCACCAGGCCAGGGCACGUGGGAUGGAUGGGCAGCGACGAGCUGUUGUACAAGGACGUGCAUUUCACCAUGGGCGCAUUCCGUGGCUUCGUGCAUGGUUUGGUGGGAUCGGCGCGCGAGCUGCUGCGGGAGGUAUUAUAUAUAUCCCCACCCAGCACCACCACCACCAGUACCAGUAAUAGUAACACCACCACCAGUUUCCCACCCAUCCCAUGGUCCGGAUUAUACGACGACCCCACGCAGGGGAAGCAGGGGUGGUGUUUUUUGCAGGAUACGCGCACGCGGUGGCCCGUGGAGGGUAGGCAGUGGUUAAUCCAGCGGCUGCGUAGCAAGCCCGCCAUGCAGCGCCAGUUCAUGCGCCGCGGCCAGAUACAGGCCCAGCUGGUGGCGCAGUAUUUGAGCCGCGUGGCCCGGUUCAAGGAGAAGCUGGCGGUGGCCAUCCACAUCACUGGUGGGCAGCCAGCGCGGGCGCCCGAGCUGUUAAGCAUCCAGCAUGUUAACACGCAGGCCAGCCGGCACCGGAACAUAUUCAUUGAGGAUGGGAUGGUGACGGCAGUGACGGCGUACCACAAGGGGUUCCACGCGAGCAAUGACAUCAAGUUGAUCCACCGGUACAUGCCCCGCGCGGUGGGGGAGUUGGUCGUGUGGUACAUGUGGUUGGUGUUGCCGUUCACAGAGCAGUUGACCGCGUGGCAGGCGGCCCAGCAGCAGCAGCAGGCAGGCGGCACCGCGGGGUUAGGGUUAGGGUUAGAUGGCGAUGGCAAUGGGCAGGCCCCAGCUCGCCAGCCCAGGGUAGGGUUAGCAUCCCCAUCGUCCCCAGCCAGCACGGCCGCCAUAGCAGCAGGAUCAGGGUUAGGGUUAGCCAGCCCAUAUUUAUGGGGUCCCGAUGCUGGCACGCAGCGCGCGUGGACGCCCGACCGGUUCCGCGAGGUGUUGAAACGGGAGACGCAGGCGCGGUUAGGCCAGGCGUUGAACAUCCCCGCGUACUGGGACAUUGCCAUUGGGAUCAGCCGGCGGUUCAUGCGGGCGGGCUGCGCGUUCACGAGCGACGUCCAUGACGAGAAGGAGCAGCAGGCGGCCGCUGCCAUGGUGUUAGACGCCGACCAGGAGGAGGGCAUGGACGCGGAGCAGUGGAUGGCGCACAUCACGGAUCUGCAGGCGGCGCAUUCGUCGCACGUGGCCGGCAUGGUGUACGGGCGCCAGAUCAUGGAGCAGGCGGGCACCACCAGCCACCGGCGGGCCAUGUUCCGGCAGUCCAGCGUGGAGUGGCAUGAGUUUUUAGGGUUCCCGCGGGAGGAGGAGGACGGUCAUAGUCACCACCACCACCACCCCCCCGCAGGCCAGGCGGCGGCCGGCGCCCCGAGCGGUUCGCAAGCAGUUAGGGUUAGGGUUAGCCCGCCAGACAGUACCCCAAGCGGCUCGCAAGCAGUUGGGGUUAGCACCCAGCCGCCAGGACAUGGAGAUAUUAGGGUUAGGGUUCACCCGCCCGCCGUAUUAGGCAAGCGGAAGCGGGCACCGUGGCGGGCCGAGGCUGAGGAGCACCAGUGGGAGCGACGGCAGCAGCUGCAGACCAUGGACAUGACCGCCGCGAUGCAGCAGAUGACCGGGCAGGCCCGCAUGCAGUUCCGCGGCGUGCAGGCCAGCGCCAUGGCCGCCAUCCAGCAGGGCCGCAGCCCGGUGGUGGCCAUCAUGCCCACGGGGGGUGGCAAAAGCAUGUUAUUCAUGUUGCCCGCGUGGGCCGUGCCCGGCGGCACCACCAUCGUGGUGGUCCCGUUGAUAUCGUUGCGCCAGGACAUGGCGCGGCGGUGCCGGCAGGUUGGGGUAUCAUGCGUGGCGUGGGACCGGCAGCGGCCGCCCGACGAGGCCGCCAUCGUGUUGGUGACGCCCGAGUCCGUGGUGACGAGCGAUUUCUAG